CUUGUUUUCCUUCUCUUUCUCCAGCAAGAGUGCAGAGGUUUGGACCCCUGUCGAGGCCAGACUGACAGGAUUAGAGGAAACAGCUGGCCUGAGCCCGUGCCCUGCAGGAGGGAGCUCACAUUCCCGGGCUCUGGGAGGGAGCAGCUCCCCACAGCCUGUUCACAUUCCAGGGCUCUGGAGGCCACGGGCAUGAUGCUUCGGGUCCUGGUGGGGGCCGUUCUCCCUGCCAUGCUCCUGGCUGCCCCACCACCCAUCAACAAGCUGGCGCUGUUCCCGGACAAGAGUGCCUGGUGCGAAGCCAAGAACAUCACCCAGAUCGUGGGCCACAGCGGCUGUGAGGCCAAGUCCAUCCAGAACAGGGCGUGCCUGGGACAGUGCUUCAGCUACAGCGUCCCCAACACCUUUCCGCAGUCCACAGAGUCCCUGGUGCACUGUGACUCCUGCAUGCCAGCCCAGUCCAUGUGGGAGAUUGUGACCUUGGAGUGCCCCGGCCACGAGGAAGUGCCCAGGGUGGACAAGCUGGUGGAGAAGAUCUUGCACUGCAGCUGCCAGGCCUGUGGCAAGGAGCCCAGCCACGAGGGGCUGAGUGUCUACGUGCAGGGCGAGGACGGGCCGGGCUCCCAGCCUGGCACCCAUCCCCACCCCCAUCCCCACCCCCACCCUGGUGGGCAGACCCCUGAGCCCGAGGACCCUCCUGGGGCCCCCCACACCGAGGAAGAGGGGGCUGAGGACUGAGGCCCCCAACUCUUCCUCCCCUCUCAUCCCCCUGUGGAAAGCUGGGUCUCACCCUCCCGGGAGGAGUUGCGGGGAGAGGCCGAAGCCCCUCCUUUGGCACUGGCUGGACUUGGAUUCAGACUUGGACUUGGAAUGCUGCCCUGUUGCCAUGGAGAUCUGAAGGGGGGGUUGGAGCCAAGCUGCACAAUUAAUGUAUUCAAGAGUGGGGGGAGAAAGCGGAGGUCUUCGGGUCUCUCUUUUGGAGGGGAGGUCUCUUCCUGUCUGCCUUCUAGAGAUGUGCCCUUGGGAGGGGGAAGAAGUUGGCUGAGCUGCUGAGGUGGAGGUGAGGCCAUCCAAGAUGGCAUGAGCCAGGCCAAGGCCCCUGUGGCCCCUGCUGGGGCAGGGUCCCUGGGGGUGCAGCUGGGCUUCAGGGCUGAGGGUGGUGGGCCUCUUGCCAGCCUCAACCUUGAGGGCAGUGCUGGACCAGGAAGACCAUUGCCAGAAGCAGGAAGCUCCUGCCCUACAAGUUCCCCCAGAGGUCCCCACCCCACUCCCCAUCCCCAGGGAAGCAUCUCCCUAGUGGCACUGAAGUGGCCCUCCCUCGAUGGAGUAGUUUGGGAGUCAGGCCUGGGCAGGACCCUGCUGACUCAUGGCACUAGAGCUGGGAGCCAGACUUUCUGGGCCUUUCUCUGGCUUCCGUGGCUUACCUGGCAGAGGGAGGGGAAGAGGGAGAGGAGCCUUCCUGGGGCUGGGGGCAGAGGGAUGAUCCCCCAGACCAUCACUGAAGAGCAACUCCCCCCAUUAGAGAUCUUAGUGCCUUCCACUGACCCCCAAGUUCUGGGUCCCUCAGCUGAUGGAGUUGGCCCCACCCUCUUGGGGCAGCUCUUUCUAAAUAUCUGAUGAGGGGGGUGGUGGUGGUGGUGGGAGGGUUUUCUCCCUUAGCCAGAGGCCUCACCUCCACCUGGGUGGGCUGGACUCUGGCUGAGCCUCAAGGAACUCCAGGACAAGAGGAACGGCCGUGUGGGCAGCCAGCAUUCACCCGGGCUCUGUAGCUCCCCAGCCCUGCCCACCUCUUCCUUCCCAGUGCACUUUAACCCCAAGGGGUGUGGGACCCGGGGAUGGGCAGGGCAGGCAGUGAGGAAAAUCCCUUGUUCCCUGGAAUUGCCCUUGUCUGCGCUUCUGCGCCCAGGGUGGCUGCCUGCUUGCCUGGGAGUGUCCCAACCCUCACGGCUGUUCCGACGAGAGCUUCUGGAGCUUGUAACCAGUAGAUGGCCUCCCUGACGGACCCUGAGUCUUCUCAUGAAUAAAUUUGUUCAAUGCCUGUG
This is a messenger RNA of Carlito syrichta (Philippine tarsier), 2039 nucleotides long. RefSeq names its product neuroblastoma suppressor of tumorigenicity 1. Gene Ontology annotation, biological process: animal organ morphogenesis. Gene Ontology annotation, molecular function: receptor ligand activity; BMP binding. NCBI's taxonomy places the organism in Eukaryota, Metazoa, Chordata, Mammalia, Primates, Tarsiidae. The coding region runs from base 190 to 735 and encodes 181 amino acids. The transcript has 4 exons. The record is from RefSeq and is a predicted model, not a curated record.